AUGAUGAGAAUUCUUGCGCAACACGCAAAGCAUUACAGGAUUCGCACUUUCCGAACCCUAUCGUCUUGGGCGAAUCAAACAUUGCAGCAUCGUCUAACAGAGGCUCUUGAUCAGAAUGCAAAAAUCAUUCCGGUGCUACAACAGUGGCGGCAACAGGGUAAUCAAAUCGACCCUUCUCACGUGAGAGUCAUCAUCAAAAAGCUUCGUGAUUCCGACCAAUCUCUCCAAGCCCUCCAGGUGUCAGAGUGGAUGAGUAAAGAGAAGAUCUGCAGCCUAACUCCAGAAGACUUUGCAGCUCGGUUUUGUCUGAUAGAUAAUGUUGUUGGGUUAGAAGAAGCAGAGACGUUCUUCGAAAGUAUCCCGAACAGCGCAAGAGACGAGUCUGUAUACACUAGUCUCUUGUCCUCCUACACAAGAUCUGACAAGACGAUGUCUAAAGCCGAAGCCACGUUCAAGACAAUGAGAGAGUUAGGUCUUCUCACAAGUCCUUCCCCUUACAAUGCAAUGAUCUCUCUUUACAGUGCCCUAAAAAAUCGAGAUAAAGUCGAUGAGCUUUUGCGUGAGAUGCAAGGUAAAGUCAUGGCUCCCGACACCGUCACUGUGAAUCACGUGUUGAAACUAUAUGCGGCUGUGACUGAAGUGACGGCCAUGGAGAAGUUCUUAACAGCAUGGAAAGCCAAUUUUGGGAACUAGCGCGCUCUUGAGUGGCUCACGACUCUUGACAUGGCAAAGGCUUGCCUCAAAGACGGCUCAACCCAAAAGGCGAUGCACAUGCUGACUUUAACCGAGAAACUGGUUGACCCCGAGUCGUUGAAAUAAGCUUACGAGCUUAUGAACAUAUAUGGUGAAGCUGGAAAGAUAGAAGAGGUUCUACGUAUAUGGAAUCUUUACAUGAGGAGCACAGAACAGUGUGAUAACAAUGACUAUCUAAAAGUGAUCCGUUUGCUCUUAAAGCUAGAUGACAUUUUUGGUGCUGAAGAGAUAUACAAAGUGUGGGAAUCUUUGCCUCUUGAGUUUGAUAUCCGGAUCCCAACUACGCUGGCCUCUGGUUACAGAAAGAGAGGAAUGGUAGAUGAAGCUGACAAGCUUAUGAACAGUAGAAUAAUAAAGUACAGAAGAAUGAAUAAACCGAUCAAUCCACUUUUGGACCAAUGGGGGAGUAGAAUGAGAAUGUCUGAACUCAAAUGCCUCAUCAAGAAUCUUCAUGAUUCUAAUCAGUUUUCUAAAGCACUUCAGGUUUCAGAGUGGAUGGAUGAAAAAAGGGCUUGUAGUUUUUAUCCAGAAGAUUACGCAGCUCGGCUUCAUAUGGUUGAAGUUGUGUUGGGUCUGGAACAAGCAGAGAAGUUCUUUGAAAACAUCCGAAUGAAGGAUUACACAGUCUACUCAACUCUCUUAAGCUCUUACACAAAAUCUGACAAGCAUUUAGAAAACAUGGUCGAGGAGCUUCUUCGUGAGAUGGAAGAGAACAACGUGGCUCCCGAUAGUCUCAUGGUGAACAAAGUCUUGAGGAUAUAUGCGGCUGAGACAAACGUAGAAGCUAUGGAAACGUUUAUGAAAAUGUGGACUAUAGAGAUGUAUGGUGGUGUCUCAGGGAGUAAAAGAGAAGUGUACCGUCUUUGGAACGAGUGUAAGAAGAUUGAGAAGUUGGAGAACGAUGGGUAUAAAACUGUUAUUGGUUCUUUGCUGAAGCUGGACGACGUAGAAGGAGCUGAGAAGGUAUAUGGAGAGUGGAAACCGGUUGGACCGAAGCUGGACUUGAGCAUACCUGGUUUGCUGAUUUCUCGGUUUUGUGCAGAAGGAAACGUAUUGAAAGUUGGGGAGUUGAUAAGUUCGAUUGAAAAGAAGAGAAAUGGGAUGCACUUAAGGAUGGAGAUGGCUUUUAUAGCCAGGGUCGUGAAAGUCAUGAAUGAAUAAUAGGUGGCUACAAAGUAGAUUUCUAAAGUUAAAAGCAACUUCCAUGGCAAAAAGAGAAAAAAACAUGGAAGAGGUACAGCAGGGAGGCACUUAAUUAAGGAUGGUGAGGGCUUUUAUAGUCAGGGUCGUGACAGG
Molecule: messenger RNA, 2049 nt
Organism: Brassica oleracea var. oleracea
Lineage: Eukaryota; Viridiplantae; Streptophyta; Magnoliopsida; Brassicales; Brassicaceae
Product: putative pentatricopeptide repeat-containing protein At1g28020
Cellular component (GO): mitochondrion
Molecular function (GO): protein binding
Source: RefSeq, a predicted model, not a curated record